AUGUUUGCUUGCUCCUACAGCAGCCGGCCGAGGACCUGGCAAAAGCGCCUUGAGGAUGAAUGCCGGGAGGCCAACAUCAUGCCACCUGUGUUCCAAAUCACCUCCGACCAGCGAGGGGGACGAACGGCCUAG
Molecule: messenger RNA, 132 nt
Organism: Colletotrichum tamarilloi
Lineage: Eukaryota; Fungi; Ascomycota; Sordariomycetes; Glomerellales; Glomerellaceae
Exons: 3
Coding region: 1-132 (43 amino acids)
Source: RefSeq, a predicted model, not a curated record